Molecule: messenger RNA, 704 nt
Organism: Erythranthe guttata (spotted monkey flower)
Lineage: Eukaryota; Viridiplantae; Streptophyta; Magnoliopsida; Lamiales; Phrymaceae
Product: histone-lysine N-methyltransferase
Source: RefSeq, a predicted model, not a curated record
GCGCUAAUGCAGCUUAGCAACAAUUGAGUAUAACAACCACCUGCACACAGGGAGCGUGACAUUCACGCGGUAGAAGGGGGAUGAGGGGUGUUGGAGGUCCCUUAUUGUGCAUCAGCGAUCUGCUAAGCGACGUCGCUGAAGAAACUUCCGGCGUUCCCCACGACCACGCGCCACCAUCCGACGCCGCCGACGUUUCUAAGCUGCCGCCGACUGAUAUCCCCAAGCUCUUCCAGGAAAACUUCAAUGAACUGAAAGGGGCACUUGAGGGUGGAGACCACUCUUGGACAGCUCUUACACUGAAGCUAUGUUCCGCACUUGAAACCGCAAACAAAUUGGUCGACUCAAGCAAUUCUAGUGUCACCUCCUUGUCCAAAAAGGUCGAUGAGCUGGAACGAAUCGUCAACCGAAGAGAUUCUGCUAUAACAGCCGCCAAAGAAAUCCAAGGUUCUCUUAAAUUAUACGACCAAUUAUAAUUCGUGGUAUAAUGCACUAUACGUAUGUCGGUCGAAACGAGGAUUCUUGCUCUCUUCAAUACAUACAUACAUAUAUAGUUUUGUAAUAACAGUCUGAUUCAUCCAAUUACUUUUAAUGGGCUUUCUUACAUUAUGGUAGCCUCAAUUAAAACCCUUGGUGGUGGGCCUUACCUAACUUAAUAUUGGGCUCUGUCCCUCUUGGGCUAUAAAAGUAAUAUAUUAUUAUUAUUA